GUGGCAUGUCAAAAUCGCAGCUGAGGAAGAGCCUAAAUAAGAUAGAAAGUGCUGUAAGCGAUGCAUGUAAAGUUUUGGAACAACUGAACUUGCCAGGUGUACGUAAUGAUAAGGGGAGACGAGUUGUUUCUACCAGUUCAUGUACUGCAGGCAUUACUGUACGUCCUCUAAGAGUAAUUGGCCGAGAUCCAGAUCGUGACAAGAUCAUAGCAAUGCUUCAUGAGAGCGAACACCAGUUUCAAGUAAAUACUGUUAGUGGUACAUGUUAUUCUGUAAUUGGCAUUCAUGGGAUCGCCGGAUCUGGGAAAUCAACACUUGCACGAUGUGUUUAUGAUCAUGAGAAAAUGGAAGACCAUUUCGAUAUUGUCAUGUGGAUUCAUGUUUCCCAGAAGUUCUCUUUGGAUUCCAUUUUCCGUGAAAUGUUUGAGGGGGCUACAGAUGAAGAAUGCCCGAAAUUUAGUAGUCUUAACGUCCUAAAGGAAAGGCUAGAGAAGAAACUUCGUGGAAAACGGAUUUUGGUGGUACUAGAUGAUGUCUGGUACAACAAUAGGAAUUCGGAAGACCGUGAAGAACUACAGAAGUUAAUUUCUCCGCUGCAUGUUGGGAAGGCAGGAAGCAGAAUCUUGGUGACUAGUCGAACUGAAGCUGCAUUAGUAACUCUGGGUGCAAUAAAAGAGAGAUGUAUUCCAAUAUCAGACCUGGAUGAUAAAGUGUUCCUUGAAAUGUUCAUGCAUUAUGCACUUCAAGGAGCAAGGGUAAGUGACAAUGAUCGAAGAAUUCUUGAAAUGAUUGGAGAGGAUAUUGCAAAAAAGCUAAAGAGAUCACCUCUAGCAGCCAGGACAGUGGGUUCACGGCUCCAUGAGACACAAACUGUUGAGUUUUGGAGGAGUGUGAAAGAUCGAGACCUUUUGAACGAUACGAUGGGAGCUCUGUGGUGGAGCUACCAGUAUCUUGAUGAGCAGGUCAGGCGAUGCUUUUCUUACUGUAGUAUUUUUCCCAGACGACACCGAUUGAAACGUGAUGAGUUAGUUAAGUUGUGGGUGGCAGAAGGGUUUAUAAAGACUAGUAAGUCUGAAGAGGAAAUGGAAGAUGUUGCUAAGGAUUAUUUUGAUGAAGUGUUGUCGGCCUCAUUUCUGCAAUUAGGAGGGAAAGAAAAGCUAUAUGGAAGUGAUCAACAUGUUGAUUACUUUACGAUUCAUGAUCUGCUGUGUGAUUUAGCAGAGGAGGUUGCCGGACGAGAUUGCUUCAGGGUUGAGAAAGGCUACACAGGAGAACUUCCUCAAGAUGUUCGCUAUCUUUUUGUUUGGACUUAUAAUAGAGGGUUCCUUACUAAGAUGUCUGAAUUGAAAAAUUUACGCACUCUAAUCAUCAAUGACAAGAUUGGAACAUUCGACCAUGGUGACUUUGAAAGUGUGUUCCCUAUAUUCAUGGGACUACGGAAAUUGCGGGUACUGAAAUUGAAUUUGAAGGGAUAUGGUUUCCGUACGUUCUCAUUUCCAGAUUCUAUUGAUCAGUUGAAGCAUCUGCGUUAUUUUGCUUUUGAGGUGGCUGCGUCUACCAAGCUAAAUUUACCGGCCGCUUUUACCAAGCUCUACCACAUGCAGGUGGUUGAUUUUGGUGUUUGCAAAAAAAUGGCGUUUUCUAGUGGUGAAGAUAUGAUGAACCUCGUGAAUUUGCGCAGUGUACUCAGUUGGGCAGAUCUGGAUUUUCCAAACAUUGGGAGGCUGAUAUGUCUCAAUAUGUUACCAUUCUUCACAAUAAGGAAAGAAAAAGGGUACGAGUCACAUCAGCUGAAACACCUAAACAAGCUUCAAGACAAGCUGCAGAUCCACGGUCUUCAGAAUAUUAAGAGCAAGGGGGAGGCUCUUGAAGUCAAUCUUGCUGCCAAGGAAAAACUCACAGAACUGGUACUUGUAUGGCAUUGGGAUGAUGAGAGCUGCAGUCCAGAAGUCGAAGAAGAGGUGCUUGAGGGUCUUUGCCCAUCCAAGUAUCUUGAAAGACUAGAGAUAAGGGGGUACCAUGGUAUGAAGCUACCAAACUGGAUGAUGGGUGAGCAUAAGGGCGGCCCAAAGAACCUACAAGAACUUCGCUUUACCAGAUGUACUCCCUUCAUCUCACGAAACAUGUCAAAGAUUUAUAAAAAUUUGAAUGUAUACGACUAA
Lolium rigidum is the source of this 2162-nucleotide messenger RNA. RefSeq names its product putative disease resistance protein RGA3. Gene Ontology annotation, molecular function: ADP binding. Gene Ontology annotation, biological process: defense response to other organism. Bases 6 to 2162 code for a protein of 718 amino acids. NCBI's taxonomy places the organism in Eukaryota, Viridiplantae, Streptophyta, Magnoliopsida, Poales, Poaceae. The transcript has a single exon. The record is from RefSeq and is a predicted model, not a curated record.